AUGCGCUCCGUCAAGCUUGUACCUUUCCUUUCGACACUGAUCCUAGCCCUGACGGCUUCCGUCAAAAGCUACGAGAUCAAUGCUGGCGAGCAGAUUUGGCGGGCUGGUCAAUCUGUCGAGGACGGAGUUGCAAACCUCAGCGAGCACAUCGGCAACGCUCUCCGACGCAACACCAAUGCGAUCAAUCCGACGGCGGAUGCUCCUCGGAGGUUCUUCAAUUACCUUGGCCAGCAGGGCCGACUUGAUCCAUCCGAAUGCGUUGAUCUGGCAAAGCGGUCAGACACUCGAUGUCGGAAUCGAAGUUCUCAAGGAACACAUACUUCACAAUCUAAUGUUGAACAGAGGACUGACCUACAAGAGAGUUUCCUUCGCAAAGUCCGAGGAAUUCAACGCAAUCCAGUUCUAGGAGCAGAAUGGAACCGGUGGUACGAACUCGAGAUCCGUCGCACCGAGACACCUGAAGCCAGGGCACUACGUCAAGCAGAAAGGGCAAGAGAGCUGGAUAGACAGUAUAGGUUGCAAGGGCCUCGUUUUGGUGGACCUUGGUAG
Messenger RNA from Pseudozyma hubeiensis SY62, 549 nucleotides. RefSeq lists its product as hypothetical. The record is from RefSeq and is a predicted model, not a curated record. NCBI's taxonomy places the organism in Eukaryota, Fungi, Basidiomycota, Ustilaginomycetes, Ustilaginales, Ustilaginaceae. The transcript is spliced from 4 exons. Bases 1 to 549 code for a protein of 182 amino acids.